GUUACGCACCGACUUGAAAAAGUUGUUUUGAGAAAAACGCGUGUCGCGGAUCGAUUAUCGAUAGUUAGUAUUUAAGUAGAAUUUUGUUAUUGUGCACUCGUGAAGAGAUUGGGCACACUAGGAUUGAAAUAAUGGCGCGUGUGGUGAAUUUGUCGUUGUUGUCAUAGAGUGUGGGAGGUUAAACUGCGAAUAAAACAUAAGUUGUACGCAUACACAUUGGCUUGUGUUUUGGAAGCGGGUUGCCCCAUCGCCGCCGUACCUUUGUUUAAGGCAUCUCCCACACGAGAGACGACAGAAGCUUUUAUUCGCAGUCAGGCGACAUUGUUUUGGAACAACACCCUGGUGAGAGGAUCGAUAUUGCCUGGACGACAUGAUGCACCAUUCGCCCAGAAGGAGUCCCCGACUGAACGAGGGACAGAAUAUCGCACCGCAAGCAGAUGGAAGCGUUUUGGCCCCGCAACCGUCGCAAGCCGGCGGCCGAGGCAGUGAAGCCCCGGCGUCAUCAGCGCAGCUGGCAGCAUCUGGAGCCACCAGGAAACCGAAGGUGGCCGACCUCAUGGAUAGGAUCGCCGAGUUGGAGAAGGAGUUGGAACGCGCUCGCAGCGCUAAUAUGGAACGCACUGGCCCCGUUAUUUCGAGUGAGGUUGGGGUAGGUCAGCCGCCAUUUUCAACCGGCCUGACCGUACCCAACGCAACAAGUGUUUAUUAUGCGGCGUCAGAGAGACCGCCACCCUGGAGCGGAUCUCAAACGGUACCGUGUUCGCAGAACUGUACCACGAGGAUUAAUCAAGCAUCGCCAUUCUGCGCUACCGGCACUACUGUUCCAGCGCAUGGUUUCGGGCUGCAGAAUGAAGUGGCCGGCGGAACAUCGAUACGUGCGCCUUCUCCUGGAGACGGUGCUUGGGCGACGAGCAUUGGAGGAACUGCACGCUGGACGCCACGAAAGCUUCCUGAACUGCCUACUUUCGGAGGGAAGCCAGAGGACUGGCCCAUUUUCUACUGCGCGUUUACGGAGACGACGCAAGCGUAUGGUUGUACGGACUUGGAGAACAACCAAAGGCUACUGAAGGCGCUAAAGGACGACGCGCGUGAGACGGUGAAGUCAUUGUUGAUUCACCCCAGCAAUGCGAAUGCAGCGGUGGAGCAGCUGCGAUUCAGAUACGGCCGACCGGAGCAACUAAUACGCAGCCAGCUCAACAGCAUUCGAGAUGUGCCUGCAAUUACGGAGCACAACCUGGGAAAGCUCGUCGCAUUCGCCACCCAUGUCAGCAACCUCAAGGCUUUCCUACAAUCAGCGAAGGCGGAGCAGCACCUGGGUAACCCUAUGUUGAUGGAAGAGCUUGUGGCCAAGCUCCCAAUAAGCAAACGAGUGGACUGGGCAAGGCACGCUGCAACUAUUCAGCCCUAUCCGACGAUUGUGGACUUCAGUUCGUGGUUGAUGGAACUAGCCAACGUGGUCUGCGUGGUGGCGGACAUUGAUGGAAGGGAGCCAAGGCGUCGAUUGCUUCAUGCCAGCGUCGACCGAGAGCAGGACGAGCAACAGGAGAGCUGCCGCAGGAAUUGUUCAAUUUGUGAAGGCCUUGGACAACAUGCAGUUCGGGACUGCCAACGAUUUAUUGGAGCCACACCUACAGAGAGGUGGAGACUCGCAAGAAGACAUCGCCUAUGCUUCAUGUGCUUGCAAACCGGGCAUAUGACUGGAUCCUGCGCUGCGUCAGAAGAGUGCCCCGUGAAUGGAUGCAUGAGGAAGCAUCACCGUCUUCUUCAUGAGGAAAACAACGAAGGCUUCAGGAGACCGCCACAGCGAGGCGGCAAUUGGAGAGGCUACAACCGGCAGGCAGCCGGACCGAGGGAAGGCGUCCAAGUGAAUGAAGGAGCAGCCUCAUCCGUGGAUGCCUCUGCGACCCCGGAGAGAAAUUUGAGCUGUGUCGACGAGGACCGAGAACGACUCCUGUUCCGUGUAUUGCCGGUGACGCUAUACGGAGGUGGGAAGCAGGUGGACACGUACGCUCUUCUGGAUGAAGGUUCUUCAGUGACGAUGGUCGACAACGAGCUGGUUGCAGAGCUAGGGUACAAGGAGUACGUCGUCAGCUGA
This is a messenger RNA of Drosophila ananassae, 2095 nucleotides long. RefSeq lists its product as uncharacterized. The transcript is spliced from 2 exons. Bases 371 to 2095 code for a protein of 574 amino acids. NCBI's taxonomy places the organism in Eukaryota, Metazoa, Arthropoda, Insecta, Diptera, Drosophilidae. The record is from RefSeq and is a predicted model, not a curated record.